AUGUGCGGUGGGGGUCUCCGGGCUGCCUUGCUGGCGCUGGCCCUCCUGGCCUGCUGCGUGCGAGGGAAGCCGCUGGGGGGUGGAGGGCGGGGGUCUGGGGGCGCCAAGGCCCCCGGCCCGCGUGGGGGCGCCCAGGAGGCAGGGGGCUUGGACAUGAAGAUGCUCCUGGAGAACAUGCGGGCGGAUUUCCUGCACAGCCUCAACCUGAGCGGCGUCCCCGCCCAGGACAAAACCAGAGCGGAGCCGCCGCAGUACAUGAUCGACCUGUACAACAGGUACACGACCGACAGGUCGUCCACGCCGACCUCCAACAUCGUGCGCAGCUUCAGCGUGGAAGAUGCCGUCUCCCUAAUGGCCACAGAAGACUCCCUCUUCGAGAAGCACAUCUUGCUCUUCAACAUCUCCAUCCCCAGACACGAGCAGGUUGCCCGGGCUGAGCUCCGGCUCUAUGUGACCUGUCGAGAACACGUGGCCGCCUCCCACGAGCUGAAAGGGAACAUGGUGAUUUAUGACGUUCUCGACGGGACAGGUGUCAGGGAUGGUUCCGUGGAAACCAAGACCCUCCUGGUCUCCCAGGACAUUCGGGAGGAGGGCUGGGCGACCCUCGAGGUCUCCAGUGCAGUGAAGCGGUGGGUCAGGGCAGACGCCUCAAGAAGCAAAAACAAACUGGAGGUGACAGUGGAGAGCAGCCGGAAGGGCUGCGGCAGGCUGGACCUCAGCUUGCCGCCGGGUUCCAGAAACCCGCCCUUCUUCGUCGUCUUCUCCAACGACCGCAGCAGUGGGUCCAGGGAGAACAGGCUGGAGCUCAGGGAGAUGAUCAGCCAUGAGCAGGAGGAUGUGCUCAAGAGGCUGUCCAAGAGUAGCCUGGCCGAAGAUGAGGAGACGGGAGGCCACGUGGGCGCAUUGCCAUCUUCCGCCAGACGCAAGAGGAGUGCCGGGGCCGGCAACCACUGCCAGAGGACCUCCCUGCGGGUGAACUUCGAGGACAUCGGCUGGGACAGCUGGAUCAUUGCCCCCAAGGAGUAUGAAGCGUACGAGUGCAAAGGGGGCUGCUUCUUCCCACUUGCCGACGACGUGACACCCACGAAGCACGCCAUCGUGCAGAGCCUGGUGCAUCUCAAGUUCCCCAGGAAGGUCGGCAAGGUCUGCUGUGUGCCCACCAAACUGAGCCCCAUCUCCAUCCUCUACAAGGAUGACAUGGGGGUCCCCACCCUGAAGUAUCACUACGAGGGGAUGAGUGUGGCGGAGUGUGGGUGCAGGUAGGGCCCGCCCAGGCCAC
This is a messenger RNA of Choloepus didactylus (southern two-toed sloth), 1279 nucleotides long. RefSeq names its product growth differentiation factor 2 (gene GDF2). NCBI's taxonomy places the organism in Eukaryota, Metazoa, Chordata, Mammalia, Pilosa, Megalonychidae. Gene Ontology annotation, cellular component: extracellular region. The coding region runs from base 1 to 1263 and encodes 420 amino acids. The transcript is spliced from 2 exons. The record is from RefSeq and is a predicted model, not a curated record. Gene Ontology annotation, biological process: BMP signaling pathway; SMAD protein signal transduction. Gene Ontology annotation, molecular function: cytokine activity; growth factor activity.